This is a messenger RNA of Microsporum canis CBS 113480, 1221 nucleotides long. Its product is annotated as calcium/calmodulin-dependent protein kinase type I. The transcript has 4 exons. The coding region runs from base 1 to 1221 and encodes 406 amino acids. The record is from RefSeq and is a predicted model, not a curated record. Lineage: Eukaryota; Fungi; Ascomycota; Eurotiomycetes; Onygenales; Arthrodermataceae. Gene Ontology annotation, molecular function: ATP binding; calcium/calmodulin-dependent protein kinase activity; calmodulin binding. Gene Ontology annotation, biological process: protein phosphorylation; cellular response to oxidative stress.
AUGGCAACCCAAGUUCAGCCAGAGACGAGUAGGCCAAAGACCGAAGUCCAGCCAUGCAGGUAUAAAACAGGCAAAACACUGGGAGCUGGAUCGUACUCCGUCGUGAAGGAGUGUGUGCAUAUCGAUACAGGACGGUAUUAUGCUGCAAAGGUUAUCAAUAAACGUUUGAUGGCUGGGAGAGAACAUAUGGUUCGAAAUGAGAUUGCCGUACUGAAAAGAGUCUCUAUGGGACAUCAGAAUAUCCUUACCUUAGUGGACUAUUUUGAGACUAUGAACAACUUGUAUCUCGUCACCGAUCUUGCCCUGGGAGGGGAAUUAUUUGAUCGAAUUUGCCGAAAAGGAAGUUACUACGAGUCUGACGCGGCUGAUCUUAUUCGAGCUACAUUAUCCGCAGUAGCAUACCUCCACGAUCAUGGCAUCGUCCACAGAGACUUGAAACCUGAAAACCUUCUCUUUCGCACCCCUGAAGAUAAUGCUGAUCUUCUAAUUGCUGAUUUCGGUCUCUCGAGGAUAAUGGAUGAGGAGCAGUUCCACGUUUUGACAACAACAUGCGGUACCCCCGGUUACAUGGCCCCGGAAAUUUUCAAAAAGAGUGGACACGGAAAGCCUGUUGAUAUCUGGGCUAUUGGAGUAAUAACAUACUUCUUGCUGUGUGGUUAUAUGCCUUUUGACCGUGACUCCAAUGUUGAGGAAAUGCAGGCCAUCCUUGUAGCGGACUACUCGUUUACUCCUGAGGACUACUGGCGCAAUGUAUCUCCCACCGCGUGUGAGUUCAUUAAUAGGUGCCUUACCACUGACCCCCUUGCCCGUAUAACUUCCCAUGAGGCUCUCCAGCACCCCUGGAUCAACCCCCCAGCAGAUCCUAUGAACCCCGAAGCUACUGCAAAGGCUGGCACUGGUGAGGAUCUUCUGCCCGUGGUCAAGAAGAACUUCAAUGCCCGUCGAACAUUGCACAAGGCCAUUGAUACUGUUCGUGCCAUCAACAAAUUGAGAGAAGGUGGCGGUUUGAUGAUGGAUGGUGCAAUGAGCAUUGAUCCAAGGCCAGAAAAGGUCAAUGGUGACCAAGUUACCCCCGAAAAUGGAGGUCACGAUGGCCAUAUGGAAAUAGAUAGUAGGGGAAAUGCUAGAGGGCAAACUGAGGAGCAAAUUAGAGAACAAGAGAAGAGGGUUAAAAACGUGGUUACAGGGCUGUGGAACCAGUCUGCUGCUGGACGGCGGUGA